Chlamydomonas reinhardtii is the source of this 1327-nucleotide messenger RNA. RefSeq lists its product as uncharacterized. Lineage: Eukaryota; Viridiplantae; Chlorophyta; Chlorophyceae; Chlamydomonadales; Chlamydomonadaceae. Bases 66 to 806 code for a protein of 246 amino acids. The record is from RefSeq and is a predicted model, not a curated record. The transcript is spliced from 4 exons. Gene Ontology annotation, cellular component: membrane; cytoplasm.
GACGAGAUAUGAUAGCAUUCCUUGAAAAUAUCAUACUAACACCAUAGUGGUUGCUGCAAAACAUAAUGCGGGGCAUAUCACUGAUUGCGGGCGGUGGGGCUUACUUUGGUGGGCGACCAGGCUUCAACCGCAUCCGUAAGACGAGGAGAAAUGACAUUCGGCGUUCAGCAAGCUCAGCGACCGCGCCCGGUGGCCAGCCAAGCUACUGGCAGAAAGUCGCGGGCUGGGAGGCGCCUCUAAAGGCAGCCGUGACGUCGGGCACGUUGUCGGGGCUCGGCGACCUGUUGGCACAGGGCCUGCUAAGCCAGACCGCCGCGCGCGAGGGCAAGCCCGCUCCCGCCUACGACCCGCUGCGCACGCUGCGCAUGUUCGGCUACGGCUUCACGUGGUACGGUCCCUGCCAGUACUACUGGUACAACCUGCUUGACUUCCUGAUGCCGGUGAAGACCACCGCCACCUUCCUGGGCAAGGUGGCAGCCAACCAGCUCAUCCUGGCGCCCAUCACGCUCACGUCUGUGUUCGGCUUCAACCUGGCGCUGACGGGCAAGGCGGACCUCAUCGGGGACAAAAUCCGCAACGACCUCUGGCCGACCAUGCAGAACGGCUGGAAGUUCUGGAUCCCUGCGGCUUCCAUAAACUUUUAUGCCGUACCGCUCAAGUACCAGGUUCUGUACAUGUCCGCGUGCGGCGUGCUGUGGACCGCAUACCUGUCCUACGCGAGCAACAUGCCGCAGGCGGCGCCUGCACCGGUAGCGGCUGAGGCAGCGCCCGCCAAGUCGUGCUGUAGCGGGAAGAAGGCCAAGUGAGAAGCCAAGAGAUGGCAGAUGCAAUAGCAGGGAGGGUGCAGCGUGUCGGGGUUCGCGCAGCGUUGUUGGCUUAGUAGGGGAGCGCAACCGAUAAUUGGCCACUACACCUCAACAUUUGACUUAUAUGGCUAAGGCGCCGGUGCGGCUGUGGAGCCACUGUGGGGCCAGCAUGCAUAUUCGUGACCAAGUGAGCAAUGAGUCAGACUUCGCCCAGACGGUGGCUUUGACACGCAUGGACGUGCGUAGUGUGCGGCUUGACUCUGUGUCAGAGGAGGGAAGUACUUGUGAGCUUAUCAGGGAGGCUGCACUCUAUGGCGAUGAAUAAUGGAUGAACAAGCGGGGCUGGUGGCGCUGUCAAGUGGCGCUGUCGAAUGGCACGGGGUGCAAUUCGCUCGGCCGGAUUGGCAUGCAUGGACGCGGGCCUGAAUCGGAGGCAUAUGCUUGAUGGUCGCGUCAGCAUUUUAUUUAGCAGGGCCCUAUAUUGCAAAGACCCAUUAGGUCGCAUAUCAGUUGUCACAGAC